GGAGCGCAAAGUUGCACGUUGUUUCAAAGCAACCAGCCACGUUGUUUCGCGAGGUGUUCAGCGUUCGGUUCCGUGGUUCUGUGAAAAAAUUCAUACCGCCACUAGCUAGUCAACAAUCACCAUCAGGGCCAGGAUGUUGUGCCGUAGGAUGCGUUUAACCGAGCGCCAUCUUCAGCCUCCACGCGAACCUAGUGAAGGCCCAAUCGUUCGUCCUUGCACUGCGCGCAAAUUGGAGGGGAGCGACAGGGAUUCCUCACUGUUCUCGGCUGGACAUCAUGGGAGAAAAUCGAGUGAAACCCCCAAGACACCACUGAUGAUUGUCAAUUUGAAUAUUCCGCCCGGGACGCAGACAUUGGCUCCGAAAAGCGUGAAAAGCCCCCGCAAAUUACCACCCUUUUGCGUGCAACAUCAACAUCUGGUGAGAGCUUAUGGCACCAAUCAAUCUCAUUCUGCUCCCGAAGAAGCGCCGCCAUACCCCAACAGAACAAUUCCGCAGAUUUUCAUACAGGGUUAUGAGAUACAAGAUAAAAAAAUAUCACCGUUGAAGCAGCAGUCAGACGACACUCAAGAUUGCGAGAUUCGUCCCAUAACCGAGAAUGAGGAAGACAGCUUCGCGACUAUUCUGCUGGAUAAUAUUUCGAAUAUUUCCUUGGAAAUGAUCAAUAGGCACCAGCGCAAACUCAUGGGAACUACGAACUCCACGAAAACAGCGAGCAAGGCAUGCAACACGUCGGCAUGCGAUAUGUUUUUAAAUUUGGAUUCCUACGAAAUGGACGACUUUGGACAACUGCCAGAUAAGUCAGAGGACAGAACAGAAGACUCGCCUCCCAUUCCUCCGGGCUAUAGGUCGCUUUGCUACCGCACACCUAGCCCCAGCACUCGACAGAUUAUUCGCGUGAACGUUACCGUGAAUAGCAGAGGACGACACGUUGAGGAUUGCUCGCGUUUCAAUCAUUAGCGGUUUAUUUUAAAACUAGGUUGUCGUUUCGUAGUUAAUUUCAAGUAUUAAGCUUUGUUUCGAUUAUCAUGUUUUUAUAUUAUAACUUUUGACUCAUGCUACAAUCAAAGCUUCUAUUAUGAAUAUAAAUAU
Armigeres subalbatus is the source of this 1090-nucleotide messenger RNA. RefSeq lists its product as uncharacterized. Bases 134 to 958 code for a protein of 274 amino acids. Lineage: Eukaryota; Metazoa; Arthropoda; Insecta; Diptera; Culicidae. The transcript has 3 exons. The record is from RefSeq and is a predicted model, not a curated record.